This is a messenger RNA of Populus trichocarpa (black cottonwood), 3598 nucleotides long. RefSeq lists its product as uncharacterized. The record is from RefSeq and is a predicted model, not a curated record. The transcript has 4 exons. Gene Ontology annotation, molecular function: protein binding. Lineage: Eukaryota; Viridiplantae; Streptophyta; Magnoliopsida; Malpighiales; Salicaceae. Bases 1378 to 2409 code for a protein of 343 amino acids.
CCAAGUAAUACGUGACGUGUGCUUGGUUCUCUCUCCACUCUGCUCCAAACCUACCGAUGCUCUGAUCUCUCCCCUCAACCCUAAUUUCAGAGCUUACAGAUGGAUACUCAAUCUCUCGAGUUUGAGUCCAAUUCAUACUUGUUUCUCUAGGAAACCGAGAGGAUAGGAGAGGAGAUUGAUGUAUCAUACUUGGAAUUGGAGGCUGCUUAUUUUCAAUUCUGUUAUUCUCACAGGUUAGGGUUUGCAUUUUGAACUCAAGUUAGGGUUUCAAUCUUGUUUACUACAGCUGAAUCUUUCAUUUUUUUUCAUUGGCGAGGUCAAGUGUGUCUAGUCCUGCUCGUUAGUAGUUCAGAAACUUGUAUACUCUUGAUGAGAAGAAAGCUUGGACAAUUAAUGUUGUUGCCAGGCAUUAUUGUUUGAGCUUGGAAAAUGCCGGAGGAACUUUUGAAUUCUAUCUCUCGCAAAAGAGAAUUCGGUAUCGAAAUUUACCUGGAAAGAUUAUAUUUCAGAUGUCUCAUGCAGAUUCAUUGAAUUACCUGAUGAAGUGAUUGUAAUCGUCCUGAAAAAACAAGAGACCUUAAAACCUGUAUUUGUUGCCCCACAGUUUGCAAGCACUUGCAAUGACUUGUCUCCGAAGCUGACACUAUCUUACUUAGGUUCUUGUAUUCAGGUGAGGCUAGUGAGUAUCUCCCAUGCUGUAAAUCACAUUACCGUGUUCCACAAUCGGCAUUCACUGCCCUCAUGAAAGUGUUUGCUAAUAUGAAAUCUCUUAAAAUUAAGCUUUGCCCUUUCCCUUCACUAAUUUCUUGUUAUGGAGUGCAUCAUGGACAUGCUUUCACAGUCAAGCUGAUGGAAGAGGGCAUGGACAAUAAAAUCCUCUCAUUUGUGUAUGGAUUUUGAGGCUGGAUCUUUGUCACGUGAUGAUGAAGGGAUGUUAUCCCAUGAACGGAACAGGUUCUAUCUGGAAAAGAUUGAGAAUUCUCUGAUGUUAUCCUUUUUUGUUGUAAUAUUAUGUCAACAGCCUAAAACUCUGAGUAGAGCAGUGAUUUUGAGUGCUGGGAUACAGGGACAUAGUUCAGAAGGUAAGGUGGGGUAUUGAUCAGAAGAAGGGAAGGUGUUUGUGGAUUCUAAACAGCUGGCCAUGCCUUUUAUUUUUUAUUUUUAAUACAAGAGUGAACAAGAGCUGGCCUAAGAAUCUGCAGAAUCUGGCUUAUUGGCUUAAGAAGCAUGAGGAAAAUAAGCAUCAGCUUGGAGAGAAGUUGUGGCUUGUUCAUAAAUGGAAAGGAGAGAGAUGCAAUGUGAAUAAAUUGAUUGUAAAGGAGAGAGAUGUGGAGGAGUUGCUGGGGCUUUUGACGAGGACGGCAAAGAUGAGAAACAAUGAAAAUGCAGAUUUCUUCUGACAGUAGUAACUUGGGUACAAUGGAGAAACCUUUGAAUCCCAUAUUUUGGAAAGAAAUGUCUCUAUCCAAAUUGACCAAGAAAGACUGUAUUUCAGAUGUCUCAGACAGAUUCUUUCAAUUACCGGAUGAAUUGAUUGUAACCAUCCUGACAAGAACUAAAGAUGCCAAAACCCUUAUUCGUUGCUUGUCAGUUUGCAAGCGCUUGCAAUGCCUUGUCACCAAAGUUGACACAGUCUUCCUUGGAUUCUCGUAUCCGGGCGAGGCUGGUCAGUAUCUCCCAUGCUGGAAAUCACAUUACCACAUUCCGCAAUCAACAAUCCCUGCCCUCAUGAAAGUGUUUGUUAAUCUGAAAGCUCUUGAAAUUAAGCUCUGCCUUUGCCCUUCACUACUCCCUUGUUAUUAUGGAGUAUCUCGCAGUUGUAGCUUCAAGUUCCUGCUGAAGUCUGUGGACAUGAAUGAUAAAAUGCACACUCAUAUGUGUACAGCCUUUGACAUUGGGUCGUUGUUAAGUGCUGAUGGGGAGAUUUCUUUCCCUGAAUCAAACAUGAUGUAUAUUGGAAACGUCAAGAGCUCUCUGAUGUUGUCCUUUUUUCUUGUAAUAUUAUGCCAUCGGCCUAAAACGCUGAGAAGCAUGGUGAUUUUGAGUUCUGAGAGUUAUGGGUCAGAAGGUAAGGCACAGUAUAGAUCAGAAGAUAAGGAGGGGUAUAGAUCUGAAGGGAAUGUGUUUAUGGAAUCUGAACAGGUCGCCAGGUUUCGUGCUUUGAGUUUGACGACAGGAGUGGACGAGAGCUGGCUCAAAGAUCCACAGAAUUUGGUUUGUUGGCUUGAGAAUCAUGAGGAAAAUAAGCAUCAGCUUGCAGAGAAGUUGUGGCUUAUUCAUAAAUGGGAAGGAGAGAGAUGCAACAUGAAUGAGUCAAUUGUAAAGAAGAGCGACGUGGAGGAGUUGCUGCGUGCUUUCGAUGAGGACAUUGAUGAAAACAAUGAAAAUGAAGAUUUCUUCCGAAUGUAGUAACAUGAGUACUAUGUUGAAACCUUUGAAUCCCAUCUUUCGAAGAAAAUGUCGGUGUCCAAAUUGACCAAGAAAGGCUGUAUUUCGGAUGUGUCGUGCAGAUUCAUUCAAUUACCUGAUGAAUUGAUUGUAUCCAUCCUGAAAAAAACAGGAGACCCUAAAACCCUUAUUUGUUGCUCGGCAGUCUGCAAGCAUUUGCAAUUCCUUGUCUCCAAAGUUGACUCAGUCUCCCUUAGAUUCUCGUAUCCGGGCACUGCAGGCGAUUAUCUCCCAUGCUGGAAAUCACAUUAUCACAUUCCACAAUCAGCAAUUCCUGCCCUCAUGAAAGUGUUUGCUAAUAUGAUCUCUCUCAAAAUCGAGCUCUGCCUUUGCCCUUCACUGGUCCCUUGGUAUUCUGGAAUAGCUCGCACCCAUGGCUUCAAGUUCCAGCUGAAGGCAAUGGAUAUGAACGAUGAAAUGCACACUCAAGUGUGCAUGGCAUUUGAGGUUGGGUUGUUGUCAAGUGAUGGUGAGGGGAUGUUAUUACCUGAAUCAGAAGCAUUGGAUAUUCUAAACGUCAAGAAUCCUCUGAUGUUGUCCUUUUUUCUUGUAAUAUUAUUUUAUCGGCCUAAAUCGCUGAGAAGUGUGGUGAUUUUGAGUGCUGGGUUACUGGGUUAUGGAUUAGAACGGUAUUUACCAAAACAUAAGGAGAUGUAUAGAUCAGGUGGGAAUGUGUUUAUGGAAUCUGGACAGUUGGCCAAGUUUCGUACUUUGAAUUCAAGUACGAGACUGAACGAGAGCUGGCUGAAGAAUCCGCAGAAUCUUAUAUGUUGGCUUAAGAAGCAUGAGGAGAAUAAUUAUCGGCUUGGAGAGAAGUUGUGGCUUAUUCAUAAAUGGGAAGGAGAGAGAUGCAACAUGAAGCAAUCAAUUGUAAAGAAGACAGAUGUGGAUGAGUUGCUGCGUGCUUUUGAUGAGGAUGUUGAUGAAAAACCAUGAAAAUGCAGAUUUCUUCUGACAGUAGUUCGAGAGUAUAAUGGUAAGUUAUAGGGUUUGCUUUACUGUCAAAAGUUAGAAAAUACUGCUUUAGUUAAAUGGUAUAUCUUUAAUUGUUACAACUGUGUUUGAAUUUAGUCUGAUGAUGGAAGUGUAAUGGACCGUGUUAUGAAAUAGUUGUUUCCUUAAUAACAUUACAAGCAUGUUUUUUUAUUUA